AUGUCGUCAACUCUUGAACUAGUCGUUUGUACAACAGCUGCGGCACUUUUCGACUGUACUGAGGAACUCGAAAUUUUGAAUCGGGAUGGAAUUGAAGGAUAUAAAGAACAUCAGCGUGCUAAUCUUAUGGUACCUCUUCAACCUGGUGUCGGUUAUUCUCUUAUUCAAUCACUAUUAGCAUUGAAUAAAGCUGCUGAAAAACAACUGAUAGAAGUUAUACUCGUUUCUCGUAUGGAUAGUGAUACUGGAGAACGAAUACGACAAUCUAUCCAUCAUUACGAAUUGCCUAUUACACGUAUGUCAUUUACUAGUGGUACAGAUGUCACAAAAUAUUUAUUAGCUUGGAAAUGUGAUCUUUUUCUCACUGCGGAUGAAGAUCAAGUACGUACAGUAUUGUGUGGUACUAGUUCUAAAGCAUUUACAGGCAUGGCAGCUGCGUUAGUGUGCAAUAUUGUAAAUACGACACCAAAUACUUCUUCUCAUGUUGAACAAUUGGAUUCGAAAACUGACGAGACUGUAUUACCUUCUGAAGUAAAUACAUCAACCAAUCCUGUUUCAUCUACUCCGUUAGCUUCUUCAUCAUGGCCAGAAGGUCAAGUUCGUAUUACUUUCGAUGGAGAUGGUGUACUUUUUUCAGACGAAGCAGAACGUGUUUACAAAACAAAAGGACUUGAAGGAUUUUUUGAAUUCGAACGUAAACAUGGACAUAUUGCUUUACCAAAGGGUCCUAUGCAAGCAUUUGCUUUCAAGUUACAAAAACUUCGUCAAUCAUUAGGAGAGAAUCAUAAAUGA
Messenger RNA from Rotaria sordida, 792 nucleotides. The record is from the annotation of a GenBank genome assembly. NCBI's taxonomy places the organism in Eukaryota, Metazoa, Rotifera, Eurotatoria, Philodinida, Philodinidae.